AUGGCCGCUGACUUUGGCAGCUGGGGAGAGCCAGAUCACAGGCUAAACACAGCUUUUGGGCAGUAUGAAACAGAAAAGUUUUUGAGAACUACUGCUGAGCAGGAAGAUGUCCUUGAACCUGAUGCUUUGUCAGGAUCCAGAAGGAUGAGGCAAAGCUUUUCCCUUCUAAUUGCACAGUAUGAUAAGCAUUUGGAAGAGACGAGUGAACAGCUGCAGCUUUAUCAGGCCCAGAUGGGUGAGAUGAGACUAAAAUUUGAACAAGUCACCAAGGAAAAUGAAAGGCUUCAUGCAGACUUGAAAGAGGCUGUUGAGAAGCAACUGGAGGCUCUUCCCUCUUCUGUGUUUAUGGGGACUGGUGUUUCUGCAGAUGAAGAAAUAGUGAGAAAUCUUCAAGAACAGCUACAGCUGGCCAGUCAGGAAAAAGAACAAGCGCUACAACUCUGGCAGUCUGUAUCAAGGGAAUUUGAUCAACUCCAGCAGCAGUACCAGCAACACAUGACCGAAACACAAAUUCAUGUGGCUGAAAAGAAAAAGCAGAAAGAUCAACUGACUGGCUUUCAACAGCUGACUCAGCAACUGCAUGUAGCCAAUGAGAAAAUAGAGUUGAGCAAUCAACAAUUUCUGAAAACACUAACAGAACAGAAUGUUGAGCUAGAGCAACUGCGCAAACAACUGAGGCAAGCUAAAAUAGAUGGGCGAACAGCAAUUGCUAAGGUUGAUGAAAUGACCAGAUUGGCAGAGAAGCUUCAAGGCCAGUUGGAGAGAAAGGAGGAAGAUAUGGUAUCUGCUCAGCAGAGAGAAGAAGCCUCUGACAAACGCUUGCAGCAAAUGCAGUCCAGUAUAAAACAAUUAGAAACAAGAUUACGUGUUACUGUCCAAGAUGCUGAGCAGCUGAGAACAGAAAGAACAGCACUGGAGAAACAGAUCAGAGAGCUUCAGACAAAGUGUGCUAGUCUAGAAAAGGAGAAGUAUAAUGCUGUUACAAAAGUCCAAGAUAGCAUACAACUUUUAGAAGAAGCUAACCUACAAAAAAGUCAGGCACUUUAUGGGGAGAAACAAAAGGAAGAGGAAAUCAAAAAUAUGAAAAAUGAAAUGACCCAACUUGCAGAAGAAACUGCUGCAAAAAUUCGAAAGGCAGUAGACUUUACGAAGAAACAAUAUAAUGUGCAGGUUUCUCGACUAACAGAAGAACUUUCUGCUCUUCAGCUGGAAUGUGGAGAAAAACAGAGUCAAAUUGAACGAGUCAUUAGAGAAAAGCGAGCAGUGGAAGAAGAACUUGAAAAGAUUUAUCGGGAAGACAGAGGACAUGAAUCUGACAGUAGAAAAUUAGAGCAACUGCAUCAAAAAUACCUACUUGCAGAAUGCACAAAAGGUGACCUGCAGCUGAGCCUACAGACAACACAGAAUAAACUGAAGCAACUGGAAAUGAACUCUGAAGAAGAGAAAUCUCGUCUCCAGGAAAUGAUCUGUAAAUUGCAGAACAUUCUGGAUUCUGAACGAGAAAAGAGCGGCUUUGUCAGUGAACAAAGGCUAAAACUUCAACAAGAGAAUGAACAAUUGCAAAAAGAAAUGGAGGGCUUAAGAAAACUGGCCAUGGAGGCUCAACAAAAAGCUAAAAUAAUGAUAAGCACAAUGGAACAUGAGCAUUCUGUGAAAGAACACGGAUAUGAAGCUCGACUUAAAGAAAUGGAGGACAACAGUCAAAAAUCCACCGCGGAACUGAGGCGUCUCUUAGUAGCUCAGCAAAAAGCAACAAAUCGGUGGAAAGAGGAAACAAAAAAUCUUACUGAUACUACAGAAGUCAGGAUCAGUAAGCUAAAAAGUGAACUGAGUCAACAGAAACUUCGCACCCAAGAGCUCCUUUCUCAGCUGGAAAUAGCAAAUGAGAAGGCUGUUGAGGAUGAAAAAUUAAUGAUGGAAUAUCGAGAAUACAUCAAUAGGCUUCAAAGACGACUAAGCCAGGCAGAGCAGAGGGCAGCUACAGCAUCUCAAAAGCUCAGUGUGAUAACCGCACACAAGAGGAAAGCUGCUUCCCUGCAAGAGUUGGAAAAUACUUAAAUAUGUGCAUUGUUCACUCACAUCAUGUUGGAGUUGAGAAGAUUGCUGGAGACU
Molecule: messenger RNA, 2112 nt
Organism: Tinamus guttatus (white-throated tinamou)
Lineage: Eukaryota; Metazoa; Chordata; Aves; Tinamiformes; Tinamidae
Gene: SCLT1
Product: sodium channel and clathrin linker 1
Biological process (GO): cilium assembly; clustering of voltage-gated sodium channels
Cellular component (GO): centriole
Source: RefSeq, a predicted model, not a curated record